Molecule: messenger RNA, 1309 nt
Organism: Dama dama (fallow deer)
Lineage: Eukaryota; Metazoa; Chordata; Mammalia; Artiodactyla; Cervidae
Product: craniofacial development protein 2-like
Exons: 3
Coding region: 388-1002 (204 amino acids)
Source: RefSeq, a predicted model, not a curated record
CCCGCAGCCCCGCCACUCCUCCCGUGUGUGCCGGACCCUCCCCGGGGCCUCGGAGCCGCGCGGUCUUGCCUGAUUGGGGUCUGCUGCGCGGAAAACGUGGCAGGCCAUCUGCGACUCCGGGUCGUCGGGCUGCGCCUUGAUCAGGUCGAACAGAGUCGGACACAACUGAAGCGACUUAGCAGCAGCAGCAGGUGGCAGCAGGUGGUGCUAGUGGUAAACAACCCAUCUGCCAUAAGAGAUUCCAGUUCCAUCCCUGGGUCAGGAAGACCCCCUGGAGGAGGGCAUGGCUUCCCACUCCAGGGUUUUUGCCUGGAGAAUCCCCAUGGACAGAGGAGCCUGGCAGGCUACAGUCCAUGGGGUCGCACAGCGUCGGGCACAAGUGAAGAGAUGACUCUCAUUACAGGGGACUGGAAUGCAAAAGUAGGAAGUCAAGAAACACCUGGUGUAACAGGCAAAUUUGGCCUUGGAGUACAGAAUGAAGCAGGGCAAAGACUAAUAGAGUUUUGCCAAGAGAACACACUGGUCAUAGCAAACACCCUCUUCCAACACAAGAGAAGACUCUACACGUGGACAUCACCAGAUGGUCAACACCAAAAUCUGACUGAUUAUAUUCUUUGCAGCCAAAGAUGGAGAAGCUCUAUACAGUCAGCAAAAACAAGACCAGGAGCUGACUGUGGCUCAGAUCAUGAAAUUCUUUUUGCCAAAUUCAGACUGAAAUUGAAGAAAGUGGAGAAAACAACUAGACCAUUCAAGUAUGCCCUAAAUCAAAUCCCUUAUGACUAUACAGUGGAAGUGGGAAAUAGAUUUAAGGGAAUAGAUCUGAUAGACAGAGUGCCUGAUGAACUAUGGAACAACAGACUGGUUCCAAAUAGGAAAAGGAGUACAUCGAGGCUGUAUAUUGUCACCCUGCUUUUUUCACAUAUAUGCAGAGUACAUCACGAGAAAUGCUGGGCUGGAGAAAGCAUAAGCUGCAAUCCAGAUUGCCAGGAGAAAUAUCAAUAACCUCAGAUAUGCAGAUAACACCACCCUUAUGGCAGAAAGUGAAGAAGAACUAAAGAGCCUCUUGAUGAAAGUGAAAGAAGAGAGUGGAAAAGUUGGCUUAAAGCUUGGCAUUCAGAAAACUAAGAUCAUGGCAUCCAGUCCCAUCACUUCAUGGGAAAUAGAUGGGGAGACAGCGGAAACAGUGGCUGACUUUAUUUUUCUGGGCUCCAAAAUCACUGCAGAUGGUGAUUACAGCCAUGAAAUUAAAAGACGCUUACUCCUUGGGAGGAAAGUUAUGACCAACCUAGACAGCGUAUUAAAAAGCAGA